AUACAGGCUGGACAGUACUACUUAUAGACAUGGGGGUCCUCUCAGCGUUAAAGGCCGCUAUUGAUUGGGCAGGGACAAAGUCAACAACGUGGGCACAUAAAGACGUGUUUCGCGUCUGUUGUAAAAAAUAAAUAAAAAAAACCUCUAAAAUAAAGGCGGAUUAAACUCAUAUCUAGCCCCUUUACAACUAAUACACGCCUUCGUUCACAACCCAAUCGCCGUCCAUUUGGGGCCUGCGCCUUCGCUUUUCUGGAACUUGUAGUUCUGCGUGCUUAGUAGCUACAUCGCGAUUCGGGGUUCGCUUACAUGAUCAGAACUACAAAUCCCAGAAAUCCUCGCGAAUGAAGCGCAGCGUACUGUGUUAACGUAUGAGUAAUGGAACCGGCGGCCUGUGGGUGGGUCGAGGGAUGAAGGACACAUACUGACAACAGCACAUUACACGUGUACACGUGCUGAAAGGCAUGGUGCGCUGAGAAGCUAAAGGAUUUACACAGAGUGCACUAUGGGUCUGCAGUCUGUUGCAUGUAUCCAUGAUGGAAGACUACAAGGAGAGAGUGCAGAUGUGAUGAAUGAGGCACUGACAACAGCUGUCUCUUAUGGCUCGAACUGCUGCCCUUUUAAUAGAGAAUCAUGGGAAGUGUAGUCUUUCUGCAUGUGAUACUGAUGAAAGUCUCCGCAGUCUUUUACAAGUGAACGAAGGUCACCAGAAGGAAACCAGCAGGAUGUCUCUAAAAGAUGAAGUCCAGGACAAGUACCGCUUGGUCGCUGUUAUAGUCUUCAUCCUUGGCCUCGGCACUCUUUUGCCCUGGAAUUUCUUCAUAACAGCCAUUCCUUAUUUUCAGUCACGUCUAACAACAGAGAAGGCCUUGGAUCGAAUCUCAGAACUGGACUAUUCAAAUACCUCCUUAGCAAAUAACACUUCUGACAAGGCACUACAUUCAGGGGAUGACUUUCAAUUUAAUAACUGGAUGACCCUUCUGGCACAGCUUCCUUUACUUCUUUGCACAUUCCUCAAUUCCUUCCUUUACCAAUGUGUUCCAGAGAAAGUGAGAAUUGCUGGCAGCAUGGUAGCUAUUCUCUUUCUUUUCACUAUUACUGCUGUCCUGGUUAAAGUGGAGAUGUCCCCACAGACUUUCUUCGAUGUCACAAUGUCUACAAUCUGGUUUAUCAAUGCUUUCUGUGCUAUUUUACAAGGCAGUCUCUUUGGCCUGCUGACUCUCCUUCCUCAGACCUACAGCAGUCUUUUCCUUAGUGGACAGGGGAUGGCUGGUACUUUUGCUGCACUGGCAAUGUUGUUGUCCAUGUCCAGUGGGGCUGACCAUCGAACCACAGCCUUGGGUUAUUUCGUUACACCUUGUAUUGGAACUUUCAUUUCAAUCAUGUGCUACUUGAUGUUGCCCCGUCUGGAUUUUGCCAAAUUCCAUUUCUCUAAAUCGGGCAGCAAUAGUGCAAAGAAUUAUGAACUGGAUACAAAAGCUGAACUCCUACAGCAAGAGGUAAAUCUGGAGGCUGCAGAACAGAAACAGGCAAUGCACAAAGUAAAGGAGGCUGAAGUACUUACAGGUGAAGGUGCACAGAAAGUAUCUAUGUGUGCUGUGUUACGCAAGAUCUGGAUAAUGGCUGUUACAAUAGUUCUGACAUUUGGAGUCACCCUGUCAGUGUUUCCUGCAAUCACAGCAGCUGUGCAAAGUGGCACUACUGAUGAGAAUUGGGGUAGAUUCUUUAAUCCUGUAUGCUGCUUUUUAAUAUUUAAUGUCAUGGAUUGGGCUGGACGUAGUCUUACAUCUUAUACAUUGUGGCCUGGUCCUGACUGCAAAUUCCUGCCUCUAAUAGUCGCCGUCCGAUUUAUCUUCGUACCUGCAUUCAUGUUAUGUAAUAUAUCUGGUAAAAGCUACCUCCCUAUAGUCUUUGGUAACGACGCCUGGUUUGUCAUCUUCAUGAUCUUCUUCUCUUUCACCAAUGGAUAUUUUGUGUCUCUUUCGAUGUGCCUGGCUCCCAAGAAAGUUCUACCACAUGAGUGUGAAGCAACGGGUGCUAUCAUGACCUUCUUUUUGGCUUUGGGACUCUCUGUUGGAGCAGGACUGUCCUUCCUAUUCAAGGCUUUAUUAUAACCAACAAACUAACAGCUGACCCCAGCUCCACAUUAUAUACCUACAAGGAUUAGGCUAUCUCACGUCUUGUGUAAACAUAAUUUUUCAUUCUUUUACAAGCCCCACUUCUGCCAUUUUUCCUGUAGCCGCCAAUACACAAGGACAGGCACUAGUUGCGCUAGCAACAAAAACACACAAUCUGACAUUAUGGAGACUUUCCGGAUUUCUGACAAAUUCAUAUUCCUUUGGCGUUAGUAGGGGUUUUUUUUUCUUAAAAGGUUUUAUUACAGCUUUUUAUUUAUGCUGCAAAAGUUAAACAGUGUUCUAACUUUUAUUUUUUUUAAUGCUAACAAACAUUCAAAUAUAAAUAGAGAAAUUUACAUAACAAGACUUACAGGAUUUUAAAGGGAACUGAUGUUCUAAUUUUUUUUUUAUAUAGAGAAGUUUAAUGUCUGCAAGUAAUCUCUACCCCGACCUGCCGGAAACACGCUAGCUGCGGGCAGCGCAUGGGCUUCAUUUUUUUUUUUUUUAAAGUAUUUUUGCAAUGAAACAAAAACCUAACAUUUCUCUGAGUGUUAUGCAAUUUAGCAAUGAAGAAAAUCACGCUUAGAGCUUAGGUUCUUACAUGCUACGGAUCAACAAAUUUGCUUAGAAGUAUUUCUAUCACACUCCAAAAGACCUAUUGGGAACUGAAACCAUGUUUUUAAAACCAGAGUUUGUAGAAAAAGCAGUAUGGCACUACCGAUGUUCUUGCUCAAGAGGGUGGAAAGUGUAUGGGAUCAAAUGUAUUUAUUUAUCCACAUUAUAUUAUAACUACAAUAAGUUUUGACCCAACACCUCCCAAAAUCAGCAGGUUUCAUAUUAAUAUGUAAAAGAACGGGAAGAAGCCUUUAUUCACAAAAAAUAUCUGAUUAAUAGUGCAGACCGCUUUUCAAGUACUGUUUCUUUAAGGAAGCAUGAGAUUGGUGGAAAAACUGCUUGAGAUCUCCGUUUUACAAGAUAGUCUUAAAGGGGUUGUUCAUCUUUGAGUUAACUUUUAGUAUAAUGUAGAGUGAUAUUCUAAGACAACUUGCAAUUGGUUUUCACUUUUUAUUAUUUGUGAUUUUUGCAUUAUUUAGCUUUUUAUUCAGCUUUUUAUUCAGCUUUUUCUCCAUUUUGCAAUUUCAGCAAUUUGGUUGCUAGGGUCCAAAUUACCCUAACAACCAUGCAUGAAUUUGCAUUAGAGACUGGAAUAUGAAUAGGAGAGGGCCUGAACAAAAAGGAAUAUUAAAAAAAGUAGCAAUAACAAUAAAUUUGUAGUCUUACAAAUGAUUUGUUUUUUAUAUGGGGUCGGUGACCCACCACUUGAAAGCUGGGAAGAGUCAGAAGAAUAAGGCAAAUAAUUCAAAAACGAAAAAUGAAGACCCAUUGAAUAGUUGCUUAGAAUUAGCCAUUCUGUAACAUACUAAAAGUUAACUUAAAGUCAAACCACCCCUUUAAAGCUGAAUCUUUUCUAGCUGGAUGUGUCUACCAGUUAUAUGAGAGGUAGCAUUUGAAUGGUUGCUCUUGAUGGUUGCUUGAUAUUUAUUGUCUUGGAAAUUUUUUCUUCUUUUGAACCGUAUUUUUGUAAAAAAAAAAUAAUAAAUAGGUUUUUUGUUUUUUUUUAA
Xenopus laevis (African clawed frog) is the source of this 3736-nucleotide messenger RNA. RefSeq names its product solute carrier family 29 (equilibrative nucleoside transporter), member 2 L homeolog (gene slc29a2.L). Bases 597 to 2111 code for a protein of 504 amino acids. The transcript is spliced from 14 exons. The record is from RefSeq and is a predicted model, not a curated record. Gene Ontology annotation, biological process: guanine transport; uridine transmembrane transport; adenine transport. Gene Ontology annotation, molecular function: nucleoside transmembrane transporter activity; uridine transmembrane transporter activity. Gene Ontology annotation, cellular component: basolateral plasma membrane; membrane; plasma membrane. Lineage: Eukaryota; Metazoa; Chordata; Amphibia; Anura; Pipidae.